This is a messenger RNA of Vanessa atalanta (red admiral), 1713 nucleotides long. RefSeq names its product something about silencing protein 10 (gene Sas10). Gene Ontology annotation, cellular component: small-subunit processome; nucleolus. Bases 245 to 1648 code for a protein of 467 amino acids. NCBI's taxonomy places the organism in Eukaryota, Metazoa, Arthropoda, Insecta, Lepidoptera, Nymphalidae. Gene Ontology annotation, biological process: maturation of SSU-rRNA from tricistronic rRNA transcript (SSU-rRNA, 5.8S rRNA, LSU-rRNA). The record is from RefSeq and is a predicted model, not a curated record. The transcript is spliced from 2 exons.
UAUACAUCUAGUUAUAUAUAUGUAGUUCAAUAUUUGCUUUAGCAAAGCAUGAAAACAGUUAAAUUAUUCACUAAAUCAAAAUAGCUAAAAAGUUUUAAUAUCGUUGUUAAUUCGUAAUUGAAAUUUUUGGUAAAAUAUAAUGCAGCUUUAAAAACCUUCGAAUAUAUAAGACGGGUAAUGUUUGAAUAACCUAUGAAUCAAACUUCCAUGCUUUAUAUAUUACGUUGAAGAAGUAGAAAUAACCAUGGCAGAAAAUAUAAGAUUGAAGUCCAAAUAUGACCUAAAAGACAACUAUGAACCAUCAGAUUCUGAAAAUGAAUAUUCUGCAUCAGAAAAGCAAAUAAUGGACAAAUUACGGAAAAGAAAACGGCAAGAUUCUGACAGUGAAGAUGAGGUAUAUGCAUUUUCUGAAUCAGAUGAAGAUGGGGAAGACAAAACUGAUUUAGGGAUAGCCGAUAGCGAUGUAGAGGGUCAAGAGAAAUCAGAUGAUGACUUACCUGAUUCUAAAGCUUGGGGUAAGAAAAAAAGAUCUUAUUAUUCUACUGAUUAUGUGGAUCAAGAUUAUGGAGGAUUUGGUGAUGAUGAAGAAGAUGCUCUGAUGGAAGAGGAAGAAGCGAAAACCAUACAAAAAAGAUUAAUUGAACAACUAGGAGAAGAUGAUUUUACACUAGAUUUUUUUAAUAAACAGGUGGCCAAAAAUGAUGAAAAAGAAACAACAAUAAAAAGUGAUAUAAGUCUAAUGUCAAAGAGACAAAAACUUCAACUACUUGAAAAAGAGAGUCCAGAAUUUUUAGGUCUUAUUGAUGAUUUUAAAUCAAAGUUAUCAGUUGCAAAAGAUGACUUGCAUCCUGUUUUAGAACUUGUAAAAGGUGGAAAGUUACCAAAUUGCUCGGCUUCUAAAUUUGUUAAAACAAAUUAUGAUUUAAUUUUGAAUUACUGCACAAAUAUUAGUUUUUACUUAUUAUUAAAGAGUCAAAAAAUUAAUAUUCAAAACCAUCCAGUUAUAAAAAGACUAUAUCAGUACAGACAAAUGUUACAAAAAAUGGAACCUAUAUACAUUGAAGUAAUAAAACCACAAAUAGAUAAAAUAUUGAAUGCAGUUGAAAAUAACUUAGUAUUAAAGGUAAUUAAAGAAAAAGAUGAAACUAAAAAACGAAAGCCUCGGAAACAGUUGAACGAGUACCCAAUCAAAAAACUUAAAUUAAUUAAUGCUAUUGAAAAAGAUGAUGCAGAAGAUACUGGAGUAUCUGAUAAUGACAAUGAUUAUGAAGGAAGUGACUUCUUUGCAAAUAAUAAUGAAAAUGUAGACAAAAAUGUUAGUCAAUCUGAAGAAAGUGGUUUCUCUGAUAAUGAUGAAAUAGAAAUUGAUCAGAAUAAUCCACCAUCAUUACCAAAAGAUCAUCAUCAGAUUACAGAAGAAGUUGGAGAUAAAAGAGAAAUCACCUAUCAGAUUGCUAAGAAUAAAGGUUUGACUCCAUACCGAAAGAAAGAACAAAGAAAUCCAAGAGUUAAACAUAAGCUUAAAUAUAGGAAGGCUAAAAUAAGGAGGAAGGGUGCAGUUAGGGAGCCAAGAACAGAAAUAUCUAAGUAUGGUGGAGAGCCUUCUGGCAUUAAAGCUAAUGUUAAAAAGAGCAUUAAAAUAAAAUAAAAUUUGAUUGAUCUUUUAUUAUUCAAAAAAUGUAUGUAACUUUAACUUCAUAAUAAAAUAACUAA